Messenger RNA from Polypterus senegalus (gray bichir), 2925 nucleotides. It is a transcript of the gene mettl22, whose product is annotated as methyltransferase like 22. The record is from RefSeq and is a predicted model, not a curated record. Gene Ontology annotation, biological process: protein methylation. Gene Ontology annotation, cellular component: nucleus. Bases 319 to 1533 code for a protein of 404 amino acids. The transcript has 12 exons. Lineage: Eukaryota; Metazoa; Chordata; Cladistia; Polypteriformes; Polypteridae. Gene Ontology annotation, molecular function: protein methyltransferase activity.
ACACGUGAGCGUCAGGGAUUUGCUACGAGUCGUGCUGCUUUUGAAGGAGCACCGAGCUGUCAAACUUGCUGCAUUUUUGCAGGUUUUAUUUUUUUGUCGAUUUGCACCUGCCAGUGUCCAUUCAGAGGCCAUACUUCGUCGAAGAGAAUAUGGAAUACUUUUGGAGAUCUUUUUUUAGAAGUUCCUGAUUGAGGCCCCCUCCUCCCCCCCAAGCCCCACACGUUUAAGCUUGACGGCUGUAAUAUGUGCUGGAAAAUGAGCAGCUAAGGACUAAAAGGUCUCGUGUUUACUCCAGGAGCCCACCAUGCUGCUUUCAACAUGGAUGUCAUCUCUUUCACGAAAGAUACAGUGCUGUCUGAUAUUCACUUGUUUCUUCCAAACAAAAGGCAUCUUAUGGUUCGGUUGAAUGCUGCAGAGCAGCCAGUUUUUGUUUCACAGUACAGAAUACUAUGUGAUGGAGAAAAAUGGGAAAAUAAUGACACCUGCUGUGCCUCCAAUUUGAACUUGUCUUGCUCAAAGCAAGCCUCUGGAUAUGAAGAGUGUGAGCACAGAGUAGAAAAAAUAGAUGUCCUUAGGCCAGAAUAUUCAGAGAGGCAGGAUGGAGACGAGCAGAGUGGCCCAGAGGUCAAAAGUUGUCUGCUGGAUGAGGAUGGAGAUCUGGAUGUGUUAAGAAGACCUGAGUAUAAAGUUAGUGCACCAGAAAAUUGCCUUGACAGAGAAAAAGUAUGUCCUACGAUACUUAGCAAAGGAGAGGAGUUUGAAAAUGAAGAUGAAGAGCAAACCACUCCAAAUGUAAUUAUUAUUGAGCAUACAAUGGCCACGCCUUUAGAAGAUGUGGGUAAACAGGUUUGGCGAGGAGCAUUCCUGAUGAUUGAUUACAUUCUUUCACACGUAGAUCUGUUUAAAGGCAAUACAGUACUUGAGCUGGGUGCAGGCACAGGUAUUGCAAGCAUUGUCAUGGCUACUGUUGCAAGGAGAGUUUAUUGCACAGAUGUCGGCCUUGAUUUGCUGAGUAUGUGUAAGAGGAAUGUUUCUUUAAACAAGCAUCUCUUGGAGCCAAUGGGAGGACAGGUUAAAGUACGUGAACUGGACUGGCUGAGAGACGAUUUUUCCAUUGGUACACAGAAAGAAUUCAGUUGGGCUGAAAAUGAGGUUGCAGAUCUCCAUGACACUACAACUUCUUUAAUUUCUGCAGAUGUGUGCUAUGAUGAUGACCUCACAGAUGCCUUUUUUAGGACCGCGUACCGAAUAAUGAGCAACCUAAGGCAUCCCAGCACGUUUUAUAUUGCUAUAGAGAAAAGGCUAAAUUUUACUCUAAGACGCAUGGAUAUAUCUUGUGAGGCUUAUGAGCAUUUCCGCUGUUGCCUGAGAGAUCUACAGAACAUUGUGGAUGGUAAAAUGAAUUUUACAGUGGAGCCAGUAAAAGUAAACUUUCCACAGUUCCUUAAAUAUGAGCGUAUAGAGCAGUUGGAGCUUUGGAAAAUUACUGCCACUAUGGCAGCUUACAGUAAAGAGCCAUCGACAGAGCAAUAAUUCGCUUUUAUAAUAUGCUGUUGGAGAUUUGUACUGAAGACAUUAACACUUGGAGUAUGCUAUUCAUAUGAGAUUUGUACAUUUUUGUUAUUUUUAUCUUUAUUGCAAAAUCAACUUGUUUUAAUGUAAUUUUUUAGAGAACUGCAUGUGGAAGUACCUACUAUUAUUGUCCUUUUCUUACUUGACGUUGUAGGUCAAAGGAUUAACUUUAUUACCUCUCAUUUUAUAUUUAUUUUAAUGAGGACAUAAAACAGAUUGAAUUACUGAAUACUGAAGUUUGAAACACUAGUAAAACAAGCCUGAGGAAUGUUUAUAUCUUGAUUGCUUUUUCUAUGAAAUGUAUGUAGUGUGAAUAUGAGAUCGUCUUUAGGUUUGUUUGAAAGCAUAUGCAGCAUGUUUGAAAAGUAUCAUGAAUUUAAUUUAGCAAUUUCUUUUAGUAAAAUAAAUUAUUUUUAUAAAAAGGUUGUGUAGCAUAUUUAAAAGACAAAGGCUGCAACCCUAGGGUGUAUUAGUGUAAAUGUAUUCGCACAGAAAAAGUCAGACAAACAAUGAAAAUUGAUUUUUAUGAAUGAUUUAAGUUAUUUUGAUGUCUAGUUUGUCUAUGCAGGAUUUAUUAUUUUCAGUUGACUUAUCAGACUUAAGCAGCAGCUUUUUCACAUGAAAUGUAAAACCUGAAGAACUAUGCCUCUCUAAUGUGGUUUAUUUUCUAUAAUAGAAAACCAAGCAGAUUGAUUUUAGCCUUCCUCUGCUGAGAAGACCAAUGCCAUAGUGGUAUUUAAAGUUUUUUUAUUGUCAAGGUAUUGUUAAAUAUGAGGCCCUAGAACAUUAAGGUGAUACACUAUUCUGUGUCACUACACCACAAAGUUGUUGACAAAAUUAUUCAACCUAAAAGGUAGUCUGUUAUCUCUGUUAUACUGUAUAAGGUAUCUGUUAAUGUGAGACGAUGUGUAUUUCCCUGAAUUUGAGUGCUGAUGACUAUUUGGAUUUUGUUAGUUUAUAGCAUGUGAAAUGAGUGCCUGAAGGAACCUGCAAUAAAAUAAUAUAAAAAUCGCAGCUUAUAUGUCAAAGGGAACUUUGCCUAGUCACUUAAAAGUUGACAGUGAACCUUUUCUUUGUAGUUGCAGAAGUGCUGCAUAAGUACAAUUUGUAUUUGCUUACCCAGUUUGAUCCUUUUUCCCAAGGUUGAACUAUGACAGAGUCUAUACCUUUUCCAGACAGUCUUUAAAAAUAGCUUGUAAUAUUUCCACAUCAUCACGUUAUUGGUUUCUCAAUAGUGCUGUUUAAAGGUUAAUGUUCUCUGUAAUAGACUAGUUGAGGAGCUGCAUCUGCAAAAGGAAACAAAAAGUACAGGUUAUUUGCAAUAUGAAAAAAUAAAAAACACAAUAUGUUUAA